AUGAAGGUCAUUCUUGUAGUAACUCUGGCUGCAGCUGGUAUGGCAGCACCAUCUGGACCACCAUACGGGUUCUCACCAGCACCAUCAUACAGACCAGCACCAUCCUACGCUCCAGCACGGUACAGCUUCGACUAUGCUGUGAACGACCCUCCCUCCGGCAACGACUUCGGUCACCAGGAGUCUCGUGAUGGUGACCACACUCAGGGGUCGUACUACGUGCAGCUCCCCGACGGUCGUCUGCAGCAGGUGACCUACACUGUCAGUGGUGACUCUGGCUACCUGGCUGAGGUCACCUACCAAGGAGAAGCCAGGUACCCGACCUACCAGCCAGCCUACAGGCCUGCCCCAACCUAUACACCACUCCCAGUCUUUAGGCCCACCCCAGUGUAUGGCUAAAAAUUCAUUUAUGAUUAAUUUAGUAUGCAAAUUAUAUAGUCGAAAUCGCCAGUAAGCUUUACAUUAGGCAGGACAGGUCAGCAUGGAAAUUUUGAGUUUAGCCAAAAAAUAAUA
Molecule: messenger RNA, 510 nt
Organism: Cherax quadricarinatus
Lineage: Eukaryota; Metazoa; Arthropoda; Malacostraca; Decapoda; Parastacidae
Source: RefSeq, a predicted model, not a curated record